AUGGUGAAGUGCAACUCCUGUGAUAGUGAUAUAAAGCAAAAGGAUAGCGUAUUAUCGUGUUCAAGACCCACAUGCAAGCUUCAAUAUCACCUCGCUUGUGUUCCCAAUAAGCAAGGUAAUUCAUCAUCAACUUGGGUAUGUCCAGCAUGUAAGAUCAAACAGACUCGUCGUGGAGAUAACUCUGAUACACCAGUAAAGACCACAUGUAGCGAAGAAGAGUUUGUUAACACCAAAAGCCGUUCACGUAACCCACCAGCGGUCAGCGGCAGUGGCUCUGUUGACGAUGAAAAGCCAUACGACAUUCUAGGAACAAUCAGAACAGAACUGGAACAAGUAUUUCGCCGUGAGUUGCCUAACUUCCUCGCUAAAGUUACGGAUUCGGUGUCAAAAGCAUUGGAGAGUAAAUUCUUAGAACUAGAAAAAACCGUCAGGACAGUAAGCGACUUAUAUGACGGUAUUAAAACUACGGUUGAAAAAAGCACAUCUUCUGUUAAAAAAUUACAGACUGAAAAUAAAAGCCUUAAUGAUCAGAUUAAAAUGCUUCAAACCAAGUUAAAUAAUAUGGAAGAGGCAUCAUUAAGACAGGAACAAUGGUCAAGACUUCAAAAUAUUGAGAUAGUUGGUGUCCCAGAGGCUAAAGACGAGUCCUUGCCAGAUAUCUUGAAUAAAAUAGUCAAACAUCUUAAUGUGCCCCUCGAUCCUCAUGAAAUGGAUUUCAUUCAUCGUAUUCAAGCAAAGAGGCAGGUCAAGGGACAACCACGAAGCUUAGUGAUUCGCUUUCAAAACCGCAACAAAAGGGAUGCAAUAUUGUCAGCUGCUCGCAAAUGUGGAGGAAUCACGUCCAGGGAUAUUGGAAUGCAAGGUGAACUUAAAAAUAUUUAUAUUAACGAACACUUAACAAUACAUAAUAAACAACUGUUGUCAAGCUGUAAAAAAACAGCUAAAACUAACAACUACAAAUUCGUUUGGACAAAAAACUGCCGUAUAUAUACAAGGAAAGCCGAAAAUUCACCGUAUUUGCUAAUAUCUUGCGAAGACGACCUGAAGAAGAUUAUAUAG
Molecule: messenger RNA, 1059 nt
Organism: Diatraea saccharalis (sugarcane borer)
Lineage: Eukaryota; Metazoa; Arthropoda; Insecta; Lepidoptera; Crambidae
Source: the annotation of a GenBank genome assembly